AUGUCUCGUUGUUAUAACUUCUUCACGUAUUUCUACGUUCCUUUCAUUCACAUAUUUCUCCAUUUCUUCUUCCUUUUCUCUCGUUCACAUCUGUCUCCUUUUCUUUCCCUCUUCUUUCUUUCAUAUCAUUUCCCCUUUUAUCGUUGGCAUCUUUCUCUUAUUCUUUAUUUCACAUCUUUCUCUCCAUCUUUCAUUCUCAUAUUUCUCCCCUCUCUCUCUUUCUUUCGAUCACAUCUUUCGCCCCUUCUUUUGUUUAAACCUUUCUCCUCUUCUUUCGGUUAUAUCUUUCUCCCAUCCUUUCAUUCUCCCCUUUUCCUCCCUUUCUCUCGUUCACAUCUGUCUCCUUUUCUUUCAUUUUCCUCUUUUUUGUUGGCAUCUUUCUACUCUUCUUUCUUUCUUUCUUUCUUUCUUUCUUUCUUUCUUUCUUUCUUUCUUUCACAUUAUUCCCCCCUUCUUUCAUUCUCCCUUUUUUGUGGACAUCUUUCUCCUCUUCUUUCCUUCACAUCUUUCUUCCUUCUCUCUUUCACAUCUUUCACAUCUCUUCUUCCGUUCACAUCUUUUUCCUCCCUUUUCGUUUAUAUAUUUCUCCCUUCCUUUUAUUCACAUCUUUCUCCCCUUCGUCCUCUCUUUCUCUCGUUGACAUAUGUCUCCCUUUGUUUCGUUCGCCCCUAUCUCUCCUUCUUUCUCCCAUUCUUUCGUUCAUUCUCCACUUUUUUCGUUUGCAUCUUUCUCCCCUUCUUUCCUUUACAUAUUUCUCCCUUACUUUCAUUAACAUCUUUCUCCCCUUCUUCCUCUCUUUUUCUCGUUCACAUUUGUUUUCGUUUCUUUCUCCCAUUCUCUCGCUUACAUCUGUCUCCCAUUCUUUCUCCUUUUCUCUCGUCCACAUUUCUCUCCUUUUCUUUACUUCACAUCUUUCUUUCCUUUUUUUUCGUUCGCAACUUUCUCCCGUUUAUUUCUCCCCUUCUUUCGUUCACAUCUUUUCCCUCUCCUUUCGUUUACAUAUUUCUCCCCUCCUUUCAUCACAUCACUCUCCCCUCCGUCCCCAUUUUCUCUCGUUCAUAUCUGUCUUCCUUCUUUCUCCAUUUCUUUCGUUCACAUCAUUCGCUCUUUCUUUCUUUCAUAUCAUUCUCCUUUUCUUUUGUUUACAUCUCUCUCUCUCUCUUCCUUUCAUUCACAUCUUUCUCCCCCUUCUUACUCCUUUUCUCUCGUUCACACCUGUCCCCCUUUCUUUCUCCCUUUCUUUCGUUCACAUCUUUCUCCACUUCGUUUCCCUCUUCUUUCUCGACGUUUAUUUUUUUACCUUUUCUUUUCCUUCUUGUAAGCUGA
This is a messenger RNA of Acanthosepion pharaonis, 1326 nucleotides long. NCBI's taxonomy places the organism in Eukaryota, Metazoa, Mollusca, Cephalopoda, Sepiida, Sepiidae. The record is from the annotation of a GenBank genome assembly.